UGUAAUGGCACAGCCCUCAGCCUCCACCAAUGGAAAUAUGGGCCGGGUUUAACACCCAUUUUUCAGGGUCUUGCUAUAAAACCAGCUCAAUACGUCCCGUCCAGUUCAUUUGAUGUAAUUAACCUGCGCUUCUGCUUUUUGGAGACUUUGUGUUGAAUAUUCAAUGAGUUCCAGGAUGGAUAACAAGUCUUACUUGGUUCAGAUGAAUGGGAACGGAGUCCAUGGCAAAACCACUGUCAAUGGCAAAACCCUGAGUGGGAAGGGAGUACACGGGAACGGCAUCCACCAUGUCAGUGUGAACGGCAGUUUGUAUCCAGCCAAAGCCAAGAGCCGCAGGCAGAGAUGGGAGGUGAAGCCUUCAGAGAUGUCCAACAACACGCUGAAUCCCAUUAGGGCCAUUGUGGACGGGAUGAAGCUCACCCCAAAUCCAGAUAAACCCAUGAUUGCACUUUCCAUAGGGGAUCCCACUGUGUUUGGAAACCUGCCUACAGAUGAUGCAGUGCUUCAGGCCAUGAAAGAUGCUAUAGACUCACAAAAAUACAACGGUUACGCUCCUUCUGUUGGUUAUCUGAAGAGCCGACAGGUGGUUGCCAACUUUUUCAGCUGUCCUGAGGCUUCACUGGAGGCAGAGGAUGUGAUUUUGACCAGUGGCUGCAGUCAGGCCAUUGACCUGGCUAUCAGUGUCCUGUGUAACCCAGGGGACAAUAUCCUGGUCCCAUGCCCAGGCUUCUCCUUAUAUAAGACUCUGGCUGUCUCCAUGGGUAUCAAGGUUAAACUCUACAACCUGCUGCCAGAGAAGUCAUGGGAGGUUGACCUGCAACAUAUGGAGAGCCUGAUUGAUGAGAGGACAUCCUGUCUGAUUGUUACUAAUCCAUCCAACCCGUGUGGCUCCGUCUUCAGCAAGGAACACCUGCAGAAGAUCCUCAAAGUGGCCUCCAAACACUGUGUUCCAAUCCUGGCUGAUGAAAUCUACAGUGAUAUGGUUUUUCCCGGCUGCAGUUGUCCUUCCAUGGCAUCUCUCAGCAGUGACGUUCCCAUCCUGUCCUGUGGUGGCUUGGCUAAACGCUGGCUGGUCCCUGGUUGGAGGAUGGGAUGGAUCCUUAUCCAUGACAGGAAUGAUAUAUUUGGAUAUGACAUUCGACAGGGGCUGGUGAAACUAAGCCAACGUAUUCUGGGAGCUUGCAGCAUUGUCCAGGGAGCGCUGGAGAGCAUCCUCAAUAACACACCUCAGUGCUUCUACAACAACACCAUCAGCUUCCUAAAGUCCAACUCCGAGAUUUGUUUCAAUGAGCUGUCUACUGUCCCAGGCCUGAACCCUGUUAUGCCCUCAGGUGCCAUGUACCUCAUGGUGGGGAUUGACAUGGAUCACUUUCCAGAUUUUAAGAACGAUGUGGACUUCACUGAGCAGCUGGUGACCGAGCAGUCGGUCUUCUGUCUGCCUGCCUCAGCAUUUGAGUAUCCUAACUUCUUCCGCAUCGUGGUGACAGUGCCGGAGGAGAUGAUGGUGGAGGCUUGUGGUCGGAUCAGGGAGUUUUGCCAGUGCCACUAUCGGCCCCGUAGCCGUGACAGCAAUGAUCUAGACCAGUGAUGGAGCUGAACCAGUCUGACAGCUUGGACCCUGUGGAGACCAAAGCCAAAAGAUAAACUGUCUCCGUCCAAAUGUCACAAGAUAAUCUCUUCAUCUGUAUGUGGUCAUAAUGUUUUGGCUCACUGGUUUAAACGGAUGGAAUCAACUUUAGAGUUUUAUUCCACCAUGUUAUGAAGUUAAAGAAAUAUCAUGUCAAACUGUUUUAAUAUUGUAUCACUGUGGCAGCAAAAAGCUUGCAGACAUCAUAUCUGGUGGUCCAUUCAUGGUGAAAUUUUUUGAUGUAAACCAUAUGAAAUGAGCAGACCUAAUAUUUAUAUUUUAUACAGGCAACUUAUAUUAACCUUUACUUAUUUUUGUGUAUUUAUAUAAUUUGUGUAAUGCUCUGUAUGCCUAUGUAAUGUAACCUCUUGUAGGAUCAUACACACCAGCUGACAUUUUCAUACUUUAUGCCUGUUCUUUACUUUCUGAUCCACAGUUAGAAGAAAUAUAUACAUAUAUUCAAUUUUCAUUUUUAUAAACAUUAUGUUUUCAUAAUCUUCUGUUUACUUUGCUUGUGCUAGGAAGUAACUCAGAGCAGAGACUGAGAUUGUAUGGGAAUGCUUAGCAGAACUUUCUCUGUAAAUUUUUGUAUGUUAAUUAUGUCAUAUUGAAGGACAUAUAUAUUUUUACAAUUUCUGAUAGUUACCUAAUAAAAACAUGUUGAUAUGA
Molecule: messenger RNA, 2296 nt
Organism: Lates calcarifer (barramundi perch)
Lineage: Eukaryota; Metazoa; Chordata; Actinopteri; Centropomidae
Gene: tat
Product: tyrosine aminotransferase
Exons: 12
Coding region: 164-1588 (474 amino acids)
Biological process (GO): biosynthetic process; aromatic amino acid metabolic process
Molecular function (GO): pyridoxal phosphate binding; L-tyrosine:2-oxoglutarate transaminase activity
Source: RefSeq, a predicted model, not a curated record